UCAGAAAAAUUGGGGUUCUCUUAUGUAUCAAUCAAUUCCGCUGAUUUUACUGCUUUACAAACUUGAAAAACAAUUCUCCAUGAUUUUGGAAUUAUUUUGAAGAACUAGAAAGAUCUCUUGGCAUUUUUUAGAGGAAUUUUCACAGGAUGAAUGCACCUCCAACGUUUGAAUCGUUCCUAUUGUACGAUGGGGAGAAAAAAAUUAUCAAGGAACAGGACACAAAAGUGCCGAAUGCGGCGAUUUUCACGGUUAAUAAAGAGGAUCACACCCUUGGAAACAUGAUCAGAAAUCAAUUAUUAAAAGAUCCCCACGUUCUCUUCGCUGGUUACAAGGUUCCUCAUCCUCUGGAGCACAAAUUCGUCAUCAGGAUUCAGACGACAUCGGAUUACACCCCCCACGAGGCAUUCAUGCACGCAAUUACAGAUUUAAUUGCAGAAUUGUCGCUCUUUGAGGAGAGAUUCAAGGAUGCAAUAAAAGAGAAGAAAGAAGGUCUAGAUUAAAGCCAAGAACCCGUAUAAAUACUUAGAAAUUAAGAAACUGACUUAAACUCGUAAAUAAACCAUAAUUUAUUGACAAACUUCUACAAAACGUUAUUGCGCCUUAAAUUCUGCAAAUUCUGGUGUCAAAAUUCUCCAACAACUCUGCGUGCAAGGAACAUGACAAGAAGUCUUAUGUACACGUAAUCGAUAAUAAAUAUUAAAUAGAUCGA
This is a messenger RNA of Fopius arisanus, 709 nucleotides long. It is a transcript of the gene Rpb11, whose product is annotated as DNA-directed RNA polymerase II subunit RPB11. Gene Ontology annotation, cellular component: RNA polymerase II, core complex. Gene Ontology annotation, biological process: transcription by RNA polymerase II. The transcript has 4 exons. Lineage: Eukaryota; Metazoa; Arthropoda; Insecta; Hymenoptera; Braconidae. The record is from RefSeq and is a predicted model, not a curated record. Gene Ontology annotation, molecular function: DNA binding; protein dimerization activity. The coding region runs from base 147 to 500 and encodes 117 amino acids.